UUUCAUUUUUUUUUUUUUUUAUAUAUAUUCAUCCCCCCCUAUUAUUUUUGUCUGGAACGGAAUGUGGAUUGCGAUGAAUAAACGAAAUUAGAAUUAGUCUCGAUUUUAGAUUUUCAAUACAUUGAAGAAACUUUGUUUUUUUUUUUAAAAAAAAGAAAAGUCAACAGCGAAAAAACCUAUCCAUAAAUAAAUAAAUAAAUAAAUUUAUUUAUUUAUUUGUAUAUAUUUUUAUUGAUUAUGGGGAAUUGUUUUUGUAAACCAAAAUCAAAAAGAAAACCUAAACCUUAUCGUAUGCCAACUUCUACCAUAGGAUCUCCAAUAUCUGACACACAUUUAAUUAUUAGUGAUGUACUGGAUUAUGGAAGUAAUGAUGAAUAUCGGUUCAUUGAUGGUCGAAGGUUUCAUAAUGUUAUAAACUCGAAAUAUUUUCUCCCCUGUGAUGAUGAUGAAUUUGAUCGAUUACAUAUAAAACAUUAUAUUUGUAAACACAUAUGGCAACGAAAUUAUUCUGCGCCCGUGAAAGAAAGAUUAAGUUCUGGUGGUGCUCAUGUCUUGGACGUUGGUUGUGGACCAGGAACUUGGUUAAUUGAGAUGGCAAAUGAAUUCCCAAAAUCACAUUUUACUGGGAUGGAUAUUACCCCAGUUUUCCCUAGAGAAAGUAAACCAGAUAAUGCAGAUUUCAUGGAAGCUAAUAUAUUGGAUGGAUUACCUUUUGAAGAUAAUGUUUUUGAUUACGUACAUAUGAGAUUUUUGAUUACAUCUUUUAGUGCAAAUGAUUGGAAGAUUGCAAUUAAUGAAAUUGUUAGAGUUACAAAAUCAGGUGGAAUUAUAGAAUUAGUUGAAGAAGAAUUAGAGCCAAGAAAAGAUGGGCCUAUAUCACGAUUAUUAUUUAGCGCACUUUUCAUGGAUCUAACAUCGAGAAAUAUUGAUUUUACAAUAUAUUCACAUAUGAUUGAUCUAUUGAAUGAUAUUGAAAGUCUUACCGACGUAAAAAAAGAAGAAAUUAUGGCUUCAUAUGGUAAAUGGGCUGGUAGAAUUGGAAGUUUAUUAUCUGAUAAUACUGGCUUAUUAUUCCGUACAUUUAAAACGAGAUUCUUAACUACGCUUGGAGUUGAGAAUGAAGUAGAAUAUGAUAAAUUAAUUGAAGCUUGGUACGAAGAAUUAAAUGAAUAUAAACCAUAUAAUGUUGGAUAUCGGUUUUUGGCAACAAAAAAAUAACCAAUAACCAAUAACCAAUUAUACCUUCCAAAUAAUCUAUUAUAUAAUAACAAAAUUAUUUAUAAUAACAUUCCUUCCUUUUUGUACAUAUUAGAAUUUAUAUAUAUAUAUAUAUAUAUA
This is a messenger RNA of Rhizophagus irregularis DAOM 181602=DAOM 197198, 1338 nucleotides long. Lineage: Eukaryota; Fungi; Glomeromycota; Glomeromycetes; Glomerales; Glomeraceae. The record is from RefSeq and is a predicted model, not a curated record.